This is a messenger RNA of Carassius carassius (crucian carp), 1019 nucleotides long. RefSeq lists its product as uncharacterized. Lineage: Eukaryota; Metazoa; Chordata; Actinopteri; Cypriniformes; Cyprinidae. The transcript has 3 exons. The record is from RefSeq and is a predicted model, not a curated record. Bases 81 to 995 code for a protein of 304 amino acids.
AUCAACUACCCCCUCAUCAACGAUGUGCAUGUCACUUGCUAAAUCUUGUGGCAACAACUGAUGCUUCCCUUGCAGAGGCCAUGAAUGACACCUACAAGAGGCUUUUUCGUGCAACAUUUGCAAAAUGCCAGGCCAUUUGGAACAAAACUGGGCGAUCUCAUUUGGCUAGUGAAGUGGUAGAGGACAAGUGUGGGCUACAGAUCAUUCAUCCCAAUGCAACACGUUGGAAUUCCACCUGUCUUGCCACUGAAAGAAUUAUACGCAUCAUUGAUGAGAAAGGUGAAGAUUCCAUUAGGGGUGUAUGUGACGAACUCAAGGUGAAAAUGUUGAGUCCUGCAGAAGUUGCAUUCCUCCGGGAAUAUAGCAUCACGAUGAAGCCACUGAUGAAAGCUUCAAACAUCCUCCAGUCCGAGUCCAGUGUUUACAUGGGAUGGCUGCUGCCAGUAAUCCACCAGCUUCUAUCCAAACUCAACAGACUAGAGAUAUCAAGCAAGACCUGCACACCGCUCAUCAGAGCCCUGCAAAAUGGCCUGCAUAAGCGUUUUGGACAGAUGAUGGAGGAUCCAGAAUUGGCGGCUGCUGCAGUCCUCUUACCCAAGUUCAAGACCUCCUGGACUGACAGAGCAGAUGUUAUAGAAGCUGCCUUGACAUACUUGAAACAACAUCUUGAAACUUCAAAGAAUGAGGGUGAACUUCAAAGAGAGUCAUCUGAUGAUGAUGAUUUCUUCUCCAGACCACUCUCCAAAAUGUUGCAAAGUCCAUUUGAGCUUGAUGGUUACCUUGCAUGUGCCUCGGACAACAUGGAGCUACUUCAUUCCUUCCCAGCAAUCAAGAAGCUGUCUCUGAAGUUAAACACAGCUCUGCCUGCCUCUGCUGCAUGUGAACGGCUUUUUAGCUGUGCAGGUCUACUUUUCACAUCCAAACGAAGCCGGAUAGACUCUGUGAACUUUGAAAAUCAGCUUCUGCUGAAACUGAACAAAAGGUUCAGAAAGUGAAAUGUCCUAGAGUUUUUAAGGCCU